Messenger RNA from Cadophora gregata, 4542 nucleotides. RefSeq lists its product as uncharacterized. The transcript is spliced from 4 exons. Bases 1 to 4542 code for a protein of 1513 amino acids. The record is from RefSeq and is a predicted model, not a curated record. Lineage: Eukaryota; Fungi; Ascomycota; Leotiomycetes; Helotiales; Ploettnerulaceae. Gene Ontology annotation, cellular component: HDA1 complex.
AUGUAUCGCAUCGACAUGCCUGGACGCGUAGGAGAAUCGAGUAAAAGGUCGACCCGAACCAGAACACCGCGCAGUUCUUUAUCUCAACCACCAUCCUCCAGCCCGCGUAGCUCAGAGAAGAAGCGGCAGGCAGAGAAAGACAAGAAAAAGAAGAAGACCCAGAAAGUAGAGGGUACAGAUGAUUUCUGGGAGAUCAAGCGCAUCGUGGAUCAGGAAGAGCGCGACGGAGAGACUUGGUAUCUAGUGGACUGGGAAGACAACAAAGUCACUGGUGAAUCCUACCCCUACGAGUGGGUGCACCAUUCAGGAGUUACCCUUCCAGCAAUUGCAGAGUGGCAGAACAGACCGAAAGACAGCACACCACCUCGCGGCGAGACCAGCUCCCUGCCUGCUCUCGAACCCGAGUCUCCUACAGACAGUCGGCCGGUCCGGUCAAGAAAGCGGAAAUUGGUAUCCAGGGCAGAAGUCGCUGCAAAGAGAGCCCGGCACGCUAGCCCAGAACCUUCUGCAGAAUCACAAGCAGCACAAGCGAUAAUACAGGAGCACGAAGUCGAGGACGAUAAACCAGAGAUCCCUGAUAGUUACGAGGAAGAGCGAGGAAAUCUACAGACAACGCACGUAGACUCGCAAGACGGCGCAGCCGAGGGCGAGGGCGAGGGCGAAGGCCAGCUUCCCGAACUACAAGCUCUCGUGGAAAUUGGCGCUCCUAAAGACUUUGAUCCAAGCGCAUACACCACUUAUAACUUCAGCUCCUCCUUGGAAGCACUUGAACCCCGUAGAGACUUCUCAAGUGAUCUCGCCCAAUCUCAGGAACACCAGAGAUCUGUACGACCAAGGGUCACAGACGAAAGCGGUCUAUCACACUCCUCUUCCGCUCCGCAAGCCCGUCAGCUAUCCCCAUCUCCAAAUAGCUGGAACAAGGACACCCAGGGCGAGGAAUUUCUAUUUGAGGACAAUCGGUUCUCCAGGACUUCACGUACUCCAGAGGUACCCAGUGACCCCAUCCAAUCGUCUUCUCCUGUGAUACGUCGUUCGUCACAAGCACCAUUCAUUUGGGAUUCGGAUAUUGAAGACGAGGAACAGGAAGAACCACUAGAAGUCCCUGACUCUCAAGAGCCUCGAGGCUCUUCGUCAUACAAACCUUCGGGAACCUCCACAUCCAGACCCGACUCUUCAUCCAACACUACAACAAGGCGGAAUACGCAUACUGAUACAGAAGCGUCGCUUGAGGCAAUCGAGUCCCGAAACAGCCAGGUUUUCACUUCUUCGAGCAAGCAACAAGACUCUGGGAGCAUUGAAAGCCAAUUUGCUCAGCGUGCAAGUGCCUUUGACCACGAAGGUUACACUCAAACUCCCGAACCAACGUCCGCACAAGUACUAAGUACACCUACUCAAAGCUCACACUUUUUAGACGCGAUUUCGAGUAAUCCUCACCUCCCAGAGUCAGCUAAUCAAUUUCUUGACGAAGCAGCUGGGCCUCCAGCUGAGAUUGCGAGUUCUAUCUUAUUCCAGCCCCAAGUGCUUUCACAAUCCCCAGCGAAAUCGAUCGAGGAGGAUCUGAGUAUUGGGUUUCAGACUCAGCUGCCACAGAUCAGUUGCAACGAGGAUUCCCGUGACGAGCUACUGCCGUUUAGUGGUUCUAUAGAGCACGAUCUGGAAAACAGACGCGAUAUCCGUUCGCCUAGUGAAGAAGUCGAACCGGCUAGAGAAGACGACGACAGUCCAACUAAGCAAAUAUUAGAUCAGCAGCCGGAUCUAUUAUCCUCCCCAAGCUCCGCCGACUGGCAGGAAUUCAAGGAUUUAAUUGAAACUCAAGCUCAAACUCACACUCCGAGUCAAGGAUUCUUAAGUCAAAUCCACUUGAGUAGUGCUAGUGGAACACGGGAGGAUCCUAUCCAGAUUGCUUCGCCAGAAGACGAAAGUUUUCCGGAGGUGCCUGUUCUCCAGCUUGGGGAUACUCAAAAUUCGACAAGCUCAAAGGGAUCAGGGCAUAGUCAAGCAUCGAGCCAUCUUCCUAGCCCUCCGGCUGAAGCCGUAAGACCGAGUGUCGAAGACUUUGAGCCGUUGGAUAUCAAGUAUCCUCCUCCAAUACACUCAUCCACAAGCAUGGAGGAAGCAGAUGGUCCAGCUGCAGUUGUCUCGGAUCAAGCCAAGAUGCAAGCCCCAAACGCGACGGAUAUCCUCAAGGCGAAAAUGGCAGAGGCAAGAGCUGCACGAGCAGCUGCUUCUAUUUCAAACUCACCUGCUCCUGGCCUGGUCCACUCGAACCAAAGUGCUGUUGCGAUGAAUCGGACAUUACCUGUUCAACCAGUUGACCCCUCGCCUGCACCUCCUGCAGUGCCUCUCUUCGAAUCUCCUGUAGCACCAGUCAGCGACCCUUCUAUAGCUACCGCCUCUGUUCUAGAAGCGCCUGCCCUUGCUGAAGGGGUUGUACCUUCUCAAACGCCAGCAAACAUGGAACCUGUUGCAGACCCUGAAGAAGACGAGGAAGAAGAAGAACUGAUCAAUUUGAGCGUCUUGCCUCUUGGACGUGCUGAGUACGAAGUGCCGCUUUCUAUGACAAGUUAUACUCGAGAUAUCUAUGUUCGCCGCAUAAGGAUAUACAGAGACUCGCUUCAAUCUUUCCUCGGAGAUGAAAUCUUAAACGACGGCUUGGUUGCAGAGGUGAACUCGUUAUUGCAGAUGUUACAGACUAUCUGCAGUCAUCCAGGAUUACUCGACGAAGAACACAGUCAGAAUGAGAAUCAUGAGAUACAGGCUAAGUGGGCUGAGAAUGUCAGCACAAAGUUCAUCUUCUUAGCAGAGCUCUUGGAGCUUAUGGCAGCAACCGACAAGCAUAUUGUCAUUAUAGCUCAACCUGAUCAGAUCAUGAAUGAGCUAGAGGCGUUGUUAAUGUACCAUGGCAUCAACUAUUCGCGAGCCGAUCAACAGAGAACGAACAGCGCAAGGCAGUUUCGAGUCACAAUAUAUCCUGCUGGAACACAGCAAUUUGCCGUGGAUCCGGCUUCAGCUGUCAUCGCUCUUGAUUCUAGUUAUCGAACACUUCCAUACCUUAAGCAGUUGCGGACACAGCCUUCGUUUCCGGAUCAGCUGGCACCAGUGAUAUCUUUGGUUGUGACCAACUCCUUUGAGCACGUCAACAGGUGCUUUGAUGACAAGCUUAACGCAGUUGCACGAAUGAGCAGGGUAGCCAGCUGUGUAUGCCAGCUGAUGGGGAGAGUAGGCACUUUCGACAGUGAUGGCUAUUAUGACCCACCUGGUGCAGCUAAUAAGGUCGCUGAGUAUCUCAUUGUUGGACCAGGAGAAGAUUCCUGGCCUUUGCUUCCGAUGCCGGAUAUCACAAAUAUUGAUCUGAGUCUUCUCAACAGCCAGAAUUCCUCUGAAGAGCAAUCUGCGACAUCAUUUGCUGCAAACACCCAAUCAGGGAUAAAACGCAUGUUGGACCUGGAAGAAUCCAUUGGUGCGGAGAAGAGACAGCGCUUAACGCCUAAUAAUAGCGAGAUGGACAGUUCACACAUCAGUGAGACUGUGCUCCGCGGAUCAUCAACACCCAUAGCAACCAAACCAUUUGUGAGCUCGACAGAGGAUGAGAGUGGGCAGAUCUCUUCACUUCUCGAAAAGGUCCGCAAUUUAGAGUCUCAAUUACGUGUAAAGUGUGCCAAGGAAUUGGAAUUGCGAGAAAUCAAUCAGGACCUCGAGUCUCGGUGUAGAAGCUACGAAGAUAGCAUGGCAAGCAUCCAACCUAAAUAUCAAGAAGCUCUGAACGAUAGAGGCGACUUUGAACAUCAGAACAACUUAUCAAUGGCUCGCGAAAUGAAAAUGAAGAAGGAACGCGACAAUAAGGAUGCAGAAGUCAUCAAAUUGCGCGAGAAAAAUCUGGAGCUCGAAGAUAAGCUCUCUGCGGCCGAGACUGCCUUAAGAACCUCCGCCGUUCCUGAAGCUGCCGAAUUAGCUACAUUGAGAGAUGAGCUCGCAAAGUCAAAACUAGAGAAUGAGCGAGAACAUAAGCGUUAUGUCAAUGCCACCAAUGACCUCGAUUACAUUCGGAGCACUUUCCAAACUUCGUCAUCCAGCGCUGCUGAGCAGCAGGCUGAAUUAUCCCGCCUCCAGACAGAAGUCGAUGCCUUCCGGGAGAAAGCUGCUUUUGAUAAAGUUCGCAUCCAGGAGAUUCAGUCCAUGAACGAGAACGCCGAGCUCCGUCAAGAAAAUGCCGAGCUUAGGGCCCGGUUGAAAGACCUUGAGCGAGACUACGACAAGAAGCAGCAAGAACUGAUGGCUGUGACAAAUGGCCGGAGAGGUACAAGAGGAACCAGUGUGCCCCAGAGUCCGAGAAUGGGUAACCAGAACCAGAACUCGCCAGGUCCUAGACCGAUUAGCAGAGUUCUACAGGGUGGCAGUAGAGGCAAUAGUCCUGCACCUGGAGAUGUGAGGAUCACGGGUGGUCCAGGUCCUAUAGCUGGUGGUAACUUUGGUGAUGCCUUGUUCCCAAAUUCAUUACCGCCGCCACCGCCGAGAGAGAGAUGGGGUCAACAUUUGCAAUGA